AAUACCGUGAUAUAGGCUAAAGUGAUAUUUGUGAUGAUGUAAAUAUGGUGGUGCCGCAAGGACCUCUUCCACGGCAGUGCGUCUCUGCGCUUAUUAUGGCCCAUACUCCGCUGAAGUCGUUCACCAUCAACUCUAUUUUGCCAGAGACAGCGUUAGACGCGAGGAGCGGUAGUCCAGAGCCUGAGGAGGAGUGCGAUCUGAAGCGCGAAACUGUGUCCGACGUGGAAGUGAGUGACUGCGAAUCGGAUUUGGAUGUUACUGGAACUACACCGCCUUUGGACUGUUCUAAUAAGAAUACUGAUGAAGCAGACGACAAAGAAGGAAAAGACAAGAAACCCAACGAGAAACCCCCAUACAGUUACAAUGCCCUCAUCAUGAUGGCCAUCAGAAACAGCCCCGAAAAACGCCUCACUCUCAAUGGAAUCUACGAGUACAUCAUGAGAAACUUUCCCUACUACAAAGACAACAAGCAGGGCUGGCAAAAUUCCAUCAGGCACAACCUCAGCCUCAACAAAUGCUUCGUGAAGGUGCCCCGUCACUACGACGAUCCAGGCAAAGGCAAUUACUGGAUGCUGGAUCCUUCAGCUGAAGACGUCUUCAUCGGAGGCACUACCGGGAAGCUUCGCCGACGGUCCACUGCUGCCUCUAGGUCUAGACUGGCAGCGUUCAAGCGAACACUUUCAUUAUAUUCACCUUUACAGACAUGCUACCCUCCUUUCUACCCGCCAUCUCCAGCGUUACUAGCCGCUGCGUAUUCCAGAUACAAUCCCUAUUUGCAUGCACCAACAACAACGAAUAUUUUACCGAGGCCUACGCCAGUUCAAGCUCAACCGCAUUUCUCUAACGUGGAUAAGCCUUUAGGGCUUAGCGCCUCCCCUAUGGAUCUUGCUAGUUCGCCAUUCUUCAGACCACCUCACCCUCUAUUCGAAAUGUACAAUAAUUUGAGACUGGCCGUACCCCUGCAGUAUCCGUUGCAAUUGCCCUUGUCGAGUUUACCCGCGCAGGGUUCAAACGUGCCAUCUUCGAGUUGUUCCAGCUCUCCAGACUCGAGGCCAUCGCCAGAGGGUCUUCUGAAGCCGGUGACUGUAAUCACUAGGAAUAAUUGACUCAGUUCUGACAGUGCGUGGCUGUUUUUAGUGGUAGUGUGAAUUGUAAAAAUUUGUAUAUAAUGCAAUAAAUGGUCAAAUUCUUGUACAAAUAUUGGACAUUGACUUGACAGAGGUUGACUCCAACUAGCAGUCACUAGAGAUAGAGCGCGUAUUUUAUAGAAUUUUCAAUAAAUAAUUUAUUUUAUUGCAAUACAGGUUUUAUCGUAUGUUUAGUGAAAACACAAUGACAUACAUAAUACCUAUUUAAAAGCAAAGAAAUAGGGCAGUAUUCUCAAGUGAAAUUAAUUUAUCAAUAAAUCAU
This is a messenger RNA of Anoplophora glabripennis (Asian longhorned beetle), 1410 nucleotides long. RefSeq names its product fork head domain transcription factor slp2-like. Gene Ontology annotation, biological process: regulation of transcription by RNA polymerase II. NCBI's taxonomy places the organism in Eukaryota, Metazoa, Arthropoda, Insecta, Coleoptera, Cerambycidae. Gene Ontology annotation, molecular function: sequence-specific double-stranded DNA binding; DNA-binding transcription factor activity. The record is from RefSeq and is a predicted model, not a curated record. The transcript has 2 exons. Gene Ontology annotation, cellular component: nucleus. Bases 45 to 1106 code for a protein of 353 amino acids.